Vicugna pacos (alpaca) is the source of this 1656-nucleotide messenger RNA. It is a transcript of the gene TM7SF2, whose product is annotated as transmembrane 7 superfamily member 2. Gene Ontology annotation, biological process: cholesterol biosynthetic process. Gene Ontology annotation, cellular component: nuclear inner membrane; endoplasmic reticulum membrane. The record is from RefSeq and is a predicted model, not a curated record. Gene Ontology annotation, molecular function: Delta14-sterol reductase activity. Lineage: Eukaryota; Metazoa; Chordata; Mammalia; Artiodactyla; Camelidae.
GACAAAAGCGGUCGCUGUAUGAGCUCGGUGCCGAGACAGGUGCAAGCCCAGCAGGGCAGGAUCCUCCGUGUUACCGAGCCAAUCUCCUGGGGAAAUGGGGUGGGCUGUGUUUCCUUGACGGAUUUUUGUGAUCCCUCACCCUCUCCACGGCGGAGCGAAGACAAUGGCACCUCUUCAGGGCUCCCGGGCCCCGAUGGAAUUCGGAGGACCCCUGGGCGCUGCGGCUCUGAUGCUGCUGCUCCCUGCCACCAUGUUCCACCUGCUACUGGUAGCCCGCUCGGGCUCGGCGCGCCUCCUGGGCCCACCCCCCUACCUGCCGGGACUCGAGGCGCUGUGGAGCCCGUGGGCGCUGUUGCUGUGUCUUACCUGGCUCGGCCUGCAGGCGGCGCUCUACCUUUUGCCGGCGCGCAAGGUGGCCGAGGGGCAAGAAUUGAAGGACAAGAGUCGACUGCGCUACCCCAUUAACGGUUUCCAGGCCUUGGUGCUGACAGCCUUGUUGCUCGGCCUGGGGAUGUCAGCCGGGCUGCCCCUGGGAGCGCUCUCAGAAAUGCUCCUGCCCUUGGCAUUUGCGGCCACCCUCAUCGCCUUCAUCUUCAGCCUCCUUCUCUAUCUGAAGUCUCUGGUAGUCCCUGCUUUUGCCCUGGCACCAGGGGGAAACUCAGGAAAUCCCAUCUACGACUUUUUCCUGGGACGGGAGCUCAACCCACGCAUCUGUUCCUUUGACUUCAAAUACUUCUGCGAACUGCGGCCCGGCCUCAUCGGCUGGGUCCUCAUCAACUUGGCCUUGAUGAUGCAGGAAGUGGAACUUCGGGGGAGUCCUUCGCUGGCCAUGUGGCUGGUCAAUGGCUUCCAGCUACUAUAUGUGGGUGAUGCCCUUUGGCAUGAGGAGGCUGUCCUCACCACCAUGGACAUCAUACACGACGGGUUUGGCUUCAUGCUGGCCUUUGGGGACCUGGCCUGGGUACCCUUCACCUACAGCCUGCAGGCCCAGUUCCUGCUGUACCACCCACAGCCGCUCGGGUUGCCCAUGGCCUCAGUCAUCUGCCUCAUCAAUGCUGUUGGUUACUACAUAUUCCGUGGAGCCAAUUCCCAGAAAAACACCUUCCGAAAGAAUCCUUCUGAUCCCAGAGUGGCUGACCUUGAGACCAUCUCUACAGCCACAGGGCGACAGCUGCUGGUGUCCGGGUGGUGGGGUAUGGUCCGUCAUCCCAACUACCUUGGAGACCUCAUCAUGGCUCUGGCCUGGUCCUUGCCCUGCGGGGUGUCCCACUUGUUGCCCUACUUCUACCUCCUCUACUUCACUGCGCUGCUGGUGCACCGUGAGGCCCGAGAUGAACAGCAGUGUCUGCAGAAGUACGGCCUGGCCUGGCACGAAUAUUGCCGGCGUGUGCCUUACCGAAUUAUGCCCUACAUCUACUGAAGCUGCUCCAUGAAGCCCAGGUCGGGGCACGCACCCACCAGUCGGCCAGCACACCCAGCAUCAAGAGCCUGGACACACCCGGGGCUCAAGGGCCUAUACCCUAUCCUGCCCCGAGCUCCAACAGGCAGGGAUGAGCAGCCUCAGGCAGUGGUUGGAACAAGGGGAAAAUGAAGCCUGUGCCUCAAAAUGGAGUGGAGGGGCUGCUCUUUCUCUUUGGAUAAAUGUCUGGAACCCUU